UAGUCACACAAUUUUUACAGAAUUCAUACAAACAAUUGGUCGAAUGGCACGCUCAUUGAACGAGGCAUUAUCAAACACAAUCAUAAGCACAGAAGAAACUCACCUACAUCUAUCUCUGUGAACCAGCAAAGACAUCCAAAAUCCCACAACAAUUCCAACAUAUUGCCCAAUGCCAUGCAGCAGCCAUAAAAUCCCAGUCACACAUAUGCAGAUCCACAAUUGUAAUUAGCGUUCAUGAUCCAGGGGUCAGUGGAGAAACAUCCCUGUCACAUACUUCCGGAGUAGUCAUUAGAGUAAAUCAGUAAAUCUCUUUGAAUUAAUUGCAUACAUACCUGGCCUUCGUCUCUGAUUGAUGCGCAGGAUGCACCUUGGCUGUGUCCCGGACCACCACCUCCUCGCUCUUCACCUCUGGUCCACGGACGGCCUCAACGCCAAGGAGUUCGCGCUGCUCCGCUCCAUCGUGGCCGCGCGCGCGCCCAGCAGGCUGCUUGUGGUCGGCCUCUCGCCGCAGCUCCUCGCGCUCGCCGCGGUCAACUCCGGGCAGGGCGCUGCCACCGCCUCCGACAGCGCCGAGGACGCGCGGGGCGUGCUCGUUGGGCGUGGCCCCAGCAGCUCGGCGGCCGUCCAUGUUUCAAGGUACCCUGACCCGGCCGGGGAGGCGUGGGCAAUGCUGCGGCGCGCGAGGUCGAGCCCGGUGUGCCGGCGCCCGACGGGGACGGUGCGCAAGUUGGGCUGCCGGCUGGUGCUGACCUCCUUGCCGCGGGAGGUGCUCGACGCGAGGUGGGACGUGGUCGUCGUCGACGGGCCGAGCGGGGCAGGUCCCGGGGAGCCGGGGAGGAUGGGUGCCAUAUACACCACGGCCGCGCGCGUGACGGGGGGCGAAGCGGUGGACGUGACGGUGCACGAGAUGAACCGGACGAAGGGAAGAUCUGACGCCACCGCCAAUAUUCUCCACCCAGCGGCGCCAUGGAUGCCGACCGACGAGCGCCUCAUCGCGGCUGCUGGCCGACGAGGACAGGGGAGCUCAGGUGCUGGGAUGGAGACGCACCUACAGGGGGGCCGGGGACGCCGGAGGCGGAGGAGAGGCCGAGAGGGCCAGAGGCGGAGGGGAGAGCCGGACGGCCGACGAGUUCGCCAACGAGAGCCCCGCCGGAGCCGUCCCCCCUUCGACCUUCUCUGCUCGGCGGCGCAGCUCACGCGCGUAUCCAUGAUGGCGUCCACGAUGUUCGAUCGGCAUGGUUCAGCGGUCUCUCAGAUCUCGCUACUUAUAGGUGUGCCACUCCUAUCCCGAUGGCUACGGAGGUGA
Molecule: messenger RNA, 1306 nt
Organism: Triticum aestivum (bread wheat)
Lineage: Eukaryota; Viridiplantae; Streptophyta; Magnoliopsida; Poales; Poaceae
Product: probable methyltransferase At1g27930
Exons: 1
Coding region: 353-1306 (317 amino acids)
Biological process (GO): xylan biosynthetic process
Source: RefSeq, a predicted model, not a curated record